Fukomys damarensis (Damara mole-rat) is the source of this 3046-nucleotide messenger RNA. It is a transcript of the gene Brf2, whose product is annotated as BRF2 RNA polymerase III transcription initiation factor subunit. The transcript has 4 exons. The record is from RefSeq and is a predicted model, not a curated record. Gene Ontology annotation, biological process: transcription initiation at RNA polymerase II promoter; transcription preinitiation complex assembly. Gene Ontology annotation, cellular component: nucleus; transcription preinitiation complex. Bases 481 to 1740 code for a protein of 419 amino acids. Gene Ontology annotation, molecular function: TBP-class protein binding; RNA polymerase II general transcription initiation factor activity. NCBI's taxonomy places the organism in Eukaryota, Metazoa, Chordata, Mammalia, Rodentia, Bathyergidae.
CAAAAGUGGGCUCCGCCUGUGGUUGUAGCUAGGUGAGCACGAGGCGGAGUUCAACACCUAGUAUGGAAAAGAAGGAAGGGGGUGGGAGAUGUUCGAUCCCCGUUACUAGGGGAAAAAAAAAGGUAGGCUGUUCAGGGAUGGCAACCAUUUCUUGUCUGUGGAACGUAGUCACGUAAUUAGAAAGUUUAUCCAAAUUUAACCUCCCCAACAUGGCUCGUUUCAAACUAUAGGUAGUAGAGCACCUGAGUUGCAGUUCAGCCAGGAACCUCGUUUUCCAGCUCACGUUUCUGCCCGAGAAAGAGGACCAGAAGACCGGAAGUUGCGCGAGCUGCGAGGCGGAGCGAACCACCACUCCCUUCCUCACGCUGGCCGGAAGACAAAGGCGCAGCCUUUAUAAGGGUCCCCCUUUAGUUCCUGUUGGGCAUAGUUGUGGAAGCAGGAGUAGGUGUGUGGGUCUUUUACGGCCCUGCGCAGAGCGAAAUGCCAGGGGGAGGCCGUUGCCCGGACUGCGGCUCCGCUGAGCUCGUAGAAGACUCGCACUAUUCGCAGAGCCAGCUGGUCUGCUCCGACUGCGGCUGUGUGGUCACCGAGGGGGUCCUUACCACUACCUUCAGCGAGGAGAGCAACCUCCGAGAAAUAACAUAUUCUCGAAGCACGGGGGAGAACGAACAAGUUAGUCGCAGCCAGCAACGAGGUCUCCGUCGAGUGAGAGAUCUCUGUCGAGUUCUGCAGUUGCCAGGAACAUUUGAGGAGACCGCUAUCACCUACUACCAGCAGGCAUACCGGCACUCUGGCAUCCGAACAGCCAGGCUGCAGAAGAAGGAGGUAUUGGUCGGAUGCUGUGUUUUAAUCACCUGCCGGCAGCAUAACUGGCCCCUAACCAUGGGAACCAUCUGCACUCUGUUGUAUGCAGACCUGGAUGUGUUUUCUGGUGCCUACAUGCAGAUAGUGAAGCUCCUGGGGCUGGAUGUGCCAUCUCUGUGUUUGACGGAUUUGGUGAAGACUUACUGUAGCAGCUUCAGAUUGUUCCGUACCUCUCCAUCUGUGCCAGCCAAAUACGUGGAAGACAAAGACCAGAUGCUUUCUCGAACCUUGCAGCUGGUGGAACUGGCCAGUGAGACGUGGCUGGUAACUGGGCGGCAUCCCUUGCCUGUCAUCACCGCUGCUACUUUCCUGGCGUGGCAGUCUCUGCGGCCUUCGGAUCGGCUAACGUGUUCCCUGGCCCGAUUUUGUAAAAUGGCAAAUGUGGAUCUGCCCUACCCGGCUGCCUCGCGGCUGCAGGAGCUAGUAGCUAUCUUACUUCGGAUGGCUGGGCAGCUGGCCUGGUUGCAGGUUCUGAAACUUGACAAACGGUCUGUGGUGAAGCACAUUGGCGAUCUUCUCCAGCACCGCCACCUACUGCUCCGAAUGGCCUUUCAGGAUGGAUCAUCAGAAAUGGAGACCGAGAAGAAGGAGCAACAGAGGCAGGGACAAGGACGAGGAGAAGAGGAGGUGGGGCACAGCGCCUUGGAUUUGUCUAAGGGGAAGCGACCAGCCAGCCCUGCACUUCUUCUCCCACCCUGCAUGCUGAAGCCCCCAAAGCGGACCUGCCCCACGCCCCCCGUCUCCACAGUCACUGGAGAUGAGAACAUUUCUGAUAGUGAAAUAGAGCAGUACCUGCGCACCCCUCAGGAAGUUAGGGACUUUCAGAGAGCCCAAGCUGCCAGCCAGGCUGCCCAGAGUGUCCCCAACCCUCCUUGAUGCAUACCCAUCGGAGGUACCUUGCCUCCUUUAAAGCAGUGUGCUAACGAUCCCAUGAAGUAGGUGCGCACAGGACAGAGGUGCACGUAAGUACCUGGAUGUCAUCAUUCUUGUUUGAAGGAAUCGAGAGGGCUGCUACAGAUAGACCGGGGUCGUGGAGAGAAGUUGGGAGGAGUGUAUGCUGUGGCUGGGGAAGACUCCUGUCCCUUGGCUGGGGGACAGCAGGUUGCAUGCAUUCACAUUCCUCUUAAGACUUGGGGAAGAUGGCUGGGCUCUCUCUUGCCCCAGUUUGAGUUGAACACUUACUGAUGAUUCUGCAGGCUUGGUGGGGCUUUCCUGCUGUUUGUGGAGCCACUGGCAUUGGCAGUGGUGUUAACCUACAGCGUCGCGGGAGCUGGGAAACUCUUGGCCUCUGGAGGGCAGUUGUGUGCCAUGUGUGUAUGGUGUCGUGAGAUCCUCUACAACUUCAUUAGUAAAAGGACAGUAGGUGGACUACGGCUAUAGCUGAGGGCUUUGCAAAUUUUUAAUAUAUUAAAACAAGAGACAUCUGCUAGAAAACAUUCUAUUGUAUAAAAUCCAAGCUUUUAAAUACAUGCUUUCUUUGGCACUUUUCAUUCCCUCCCUCCCCGCUCCCCAGCGUAUUGCAAAAAGCUCUCCAGUGCUAAGGCAUUGGCAGGGUGUGUAAACAGCAGCCAGCGUAUGUGGAAGAAUAAUACGAAGCUUCCCCCCCAAUACUGUCUGUGCAGCAAGCAUAAAUAACCUGGGUCCCACGGCUCUUCACAGGGUCCAAGGUUCCCUCCACUUGCACUUGGUCCUGUAGCAAGACUGGUGUUUGCAUUUUAGGUUGGGAAAAAUCCGGGUGCUGGUGUUUUAGAGUACUGAAGGCACAGAUCCUUGAGUGAAGAGACCCCAGUCCCUGCCUCAGGGCUUGGCUCGGGCUUCUGUGGGUCAAGAAGCUGGAGGUUUCUCCCUAAUAAACUGUCCCUGGAGUUUGUAUUAGUGGGGUGGUUCUUCCAUAUUGGCCUCACAGAGGCAAGGAGGUGCUCUUCCUCUGUCCCUCCGUUUUGGAAGGCGGACUCUGGGUCUCCUGACUGAACUUCAGUGCUUCUCCAAACACCACCUGCAGCGACAGGUGGAGCCGAACUCGGAGCACUGUUCGUGCAUUCCCGCCCGGGUCCAGGUGGGGGCGCCCUCCACUUCGCUCAAGUCACCAAGCACCGGGCAGUCAGCUUUGCAGGAGGGCGGGCAAGGCUGCGUUCUGAGGUGCCUCCUCAGGCCUGUUUGGUUACCAGUCACGGAAUGGUGU